Messenger RNA from Diospyros lotus (date-plum), 963 nucleotides. Its product is annotated as plasma membrane ATPase 1-like. The transcript has 8 exons. Gene Ontology annotation, cellular component: plasma membrane. NCBI's taxonomy places the organism in Eukaryota, Viridiplantae, Streptophyta, Magnoliopsida, Ericales, Ebenaceae. The coding region runs from base 1 to 963 and encodes 320 amino acids. Gene Ontology annotation, biological process: regulation of intracellular pH; proton transmembrane transport. Gene Ontology annotation, molecular function: ATP binding; ATP hydrolysis activity; P-type proton-exporting transporter activity. The record is from RefSeq and is a predicted model, not a curated record.
AUGGGGGAGAAGUCUGAAGUUCUGGAGGCGGUGUUGAAGGAAACUGUGGAUUUGGAAAACAUACCCAUUGAAGAGGUUUUUGAGAAUCUGAGAUGUAGCAGAGAAGGCCUCUCCACUGAGGCUGCCCAGCAGAGGUUAGAGCUUUUUGGGCAGAACAAGCUUGAAGAGAAGAAGGAGAGUAAGUUCUUGAAAUUUCUGGGAUUUAUGUGGAACCCCUUGUCAUGGGUUAUGGAAGCUGCUGCUAUCAUGGCUAUUGCUCUUGCCAAUGGCGGAGGGAAGCCUCCGGAUUGGCAAGAUUUUGUGGGUAUUAUCACUUUGCUUUUCAUUAACUCAACAAUUAGCUUUAUUGAAGAAAACAACGCGGGAAAUGCGGCUGCUGCUCUCAUGGCUCGUCUCGCUCCCAAAGCCAAGGUUCUUCGAGAUGGGAGGUGGAAUGAGGAAGACGCUGCUGUUUUGGUGCCUGGAGACAUAAUUAGUAUUAAGCUUGGAGAUAUAAUUCCAGCAGACGCUCGUCUUCUCGAGGGUGAUCCUUUGAAAAUUGACCAGUCUGCUUUGACGGGUGAGUCUCUUCCUGUGACGAAAGGCCCUGGGGAUGGUGUUUACUCUGGCUCUACCUGCAAGCAAGGAGAAAUUGAAGCUGUGGUUAUCGCCACAGGGGUUCACACCUUCUUUGGCAAGGCUGCUCACCUUGUUGAUACUACUAACCAAGUGGGCCACUUUCAGAAGGUCUUGACAGCAAUUGGGAAUUUUUGUAUUUGUUCCAUUGCCGUGGGGAUGAUAGUAGAGGUCAUUGUGAUGUAUCCCAUUCAAGAUAGGCCCUACCGCCCUGGGAUUGACAAUCUUCUUGUGCUUCUCAUUGGAGGUAUUCCCAUUGCUAUGCCAACGGUUCUAUCCGUAACAAUGGCCAUAGGUUCUCAUCGCUUAGCCCAGCAGGUUGGCUGGGAGCUAUUACAAAGAGAAUGA